ACUAAACGUAAGCUUAUUCAAAUGCUGGUAUUAAAUGCGCAAAGAAAAGAGGUCAAGGAUUGUUUUUUUUAACGAAGCGCAAUUAUGCUAAUUUUCAGUAUGAGAUCACAUGAUGCAUUUAGUCAACGAAUGUAUAUUCUUCUACAAUUACAGUCAAAUAGCAUUUUUAAUUUAAAAAAAAUCUUCGAAUGAUCACGUACACGAUGGAAAAAAAGACAAAUUAAAUUUAAUCGGACUAACCAAGCUAGCAUACCUAACCUUUAAAAUCGAUCGGAACGCUUCAUAGGCGUUCACCUACACCGAGAAAUAAAGCUUCAUUUAAAAGCUUGUUAACCUCGUAACCGCGCGAGAUUUUAUUGGAUCAAACGAAAUGACCUUUGCAUAAGUUCAAUUGAGAAUUGUCUCAGCAUGGCAAAAAUAACUCAAACUGUCAAACGUUCGCCGAAACUUGACACCGGAGUGAUGUAGAUAUUUGUUCUCAUCGAUGACAUAAGAUGAUAUUGCAUUGCGUGCCGUAAUAAUAAUGCGGCUCAGAUUCGUCAGGGCGGUCCUGGUGCUUGCGUUGUUGGGUAACAUCAUCGUCUGGCAUAGGAUAUGGCGCUUGUUCGCGGCACAAAACACUCUGGGCCUAUUAACACCGAAUGUCGGGACCAACGAAACCCCGCAGAAACUUCAUCGACGCUUGGCCCGUCUAGUCACUAUUGUCAUCAGACAAUUUGAGAGUUUCGAAAACGAUGUAGCAUCCAUGGUGGAGUCAGUUUUGAAUUCCUUCCCGGAGAUACCCGUCCUGAUAGUAUGCGAUGAAGUGCCGUAUCCGCCGUUGGAGCUAGACUUCGCUAACGAGAGUAUGAAGAAUGUCAAGUUGAUUAGUUUACGGCCCGAGUUCAAUAAGUCUUUUGACGAGAGAAAUCCACUCUUUUACAUACGCACCAAGUUUGUCCUAUUUAUGCCUGAUGCAACAAGAUUGUCGACCAAGCAAAUCAUGCAGGAGACUGUCUCGCAAGUGUCAAAUUUAGGAGUAGUUACUGUACCAGUAGGAAAGAUUGCCUUGCAUUGUCUUGAAUUAGAUUUAAGAGUGAAAGAAUGGAGCUUGAGGAUAACGCGGAUUACAGGGACAGAAUGUGAUAGUGUAACGGGCAAGCAUGUAACUGUGCUGGAAACAAAAAUUUUAAGGAGAUUAUCGGAUCCAUUUCUGCUACCCUUCACCGAUGCCUUGUACAUCCAGAUGGCAGCUAUUGGUGUAAAGAUACAUAUAUUGAAAAGCUAUCAAUUCAACGAGGGAAAACCAUUAUAUAGAAAUCAACAAGCACAAUCUAAGAUGCAGCAAUUGCAUCGUACGCGGGAGCGAUUGAUGUUUGAGAAAUUGGGAAUAAAGAAAAUCACAAGAGCUUCCGGUUCUGUGGAAUGGUAUGGUUGUUCACGGGAAACUGCGAGGUGCUUUGGUUCGGUGAUAAAUGGCAUACCAUCGUAUCUCUAUCUGCAUCGAUAUACGCCACCUUGUUGUUUGGCUGGACUGAGAAAAGUUGCCCAUCACGUUAUUGAUAAAUUGGAGGAAGUUGGCAUACGAUUCUGGUUGGAGGGUCAAUCGUUAUUGGGAGGAAUGAGACACGGCGAUAUUUUGCCAUGGGAUCACGAAGUACAAAUUGGACUGAACCGCGACGAUUUGGCGAGAUCGCCGUGGCUGGUCAGAGCUAAGAAUAAACCGGUUGUUGAUGAUGACGGUUUUAUCUGGGAGAAGGCGACGGAGGGCGAGUUCUUCAAGGUACAAUACUCCAGAGUUAAUCGUUUGCACGUGAACCUGCUGCCAUUCUACGCGCGCAACGGAUCCAUGACGAAGGAUGCAUGGUUCCUGAAGAAUCGGGACUUUCCGGAACACUUUCUCCAUCCGAUGUCGAGUAUCGAGUUCGUCGGUAGACAAGUGCCAUGCCCAAAUAACAUUAGGGACUUUUUAGAGCUUAAAUAUUACAAAGGUGUGAUAGAGAAUCCAGAAUUACCAGGUAAAUUUGUUUUUAAUUAAUUCGAUUUUGAAUAAUUGUGCGAAUUAUUAGCGGGAGUCUAUGGCAAUAUUUGUUGUCUCAUUUGAUUAAGAAAUUGGUACUUGUUGCGGCUAAGUCGCAUUUAUUGUUGCUAUCGAAUUGAUAAUUAUACCGAUUAUGCAUGUAUCUAAUGAUACUAGGAAUUAUUUAUGCAUGAAGAUAUUAAGAUCUGAAGAUUGUAAUUCGACAUUCGUGCAAUGUCUCUCUUCUAAAGGAAUGACUCGUAAAUGCAUUUCUAUUUGCCUUAUUCGAACCCUACUUCAAUAAGGAAUAAUGACAAAUAAUUGUUAUCAAAUUUUAUCUAAACAUCUCUGAAUAAUUCAGCUUAGAAUAGUGAAAUUCACAAACUUUCUUCUUGCAUGAAUUGAACUGUUAAUAUUGUGCCAAAUAAACUUAGUAUUUUUUAUUAAAUCUGAUCGAUAUAGAUGUUGAGAUUUUUCGAUACACUUCCAUUAAGAAUACUAACUUUGAACUAGAUUUACUAUUGAUUCAUUAGUAGAUACUAAUAUAGUCCAUAUUAGAGAGAUUUAUAAAUAUUUAAUAUUAACGAUUUUAAAAACAGAUUUAAAAUUUCAUAAUAUUUUAAAAAUAUUUUAUUUGGUAUGGGAAAAAGCAUUUUUUAAAAUAAUAUAUAUUGAACAGUUCUACAAGAUUAGAAAUAUUUCGUAAAUAUUUAUAUAUUGUAGAAAUUUGAUUGUUCCAGUUCUGCUCAAUUAAAACUCGUAAUUUUAAGAGAAAAUAAGGAGAAGUUUCAAGAAUAAAAAUUGCGUUGUUUUACAUUUGGAAAAUUAUGUAAAUAACAUAUUUUAAUUGGAUUAAUUUAAAUCAAUUUAUUUAGUUUUAUCAUAUUAAGUAGUGGCUACUGGGAAUUGUUGUAUUAUUAUAUAAUGAUAUUUUCAAGCAGUAUAUAUAAAUUCAAGUACAUAAAUUACUUUGUAGAACUAUUUGACAUCUAUUGCAUAAUU
This is a messenger RNA of Cataglyphis hispanica, 3001 nucleotides long. RefSeq names its product ribitol 5-phosphate transferase FKRP. The coding region runs from base 524 to 2017 and encodes 497 amino acids. The record is from RefSeq and is a predicted model, not a curated record. Gene Ontology annotation, cellular component: Golgi apparatus. Gene Ontology annotation, biological process: protein O-linked glycosylation via mannose. The transcript is spliced from 4 exons. Lineage: Eukaryota; Metazoa; Arthropoda; Insecta; Hymenoptera; Formicidae.